AUGGCGGAAUCUCCCUACAAUCGUACAAAGAGAAUAAAAAGCCGGCCACAUCAGCAUCACCAUCAACAAACUACAGCGCUGCAGUUGGGUCUCGGAGAGAUGCCCAGCCUCCAAACAGUACCAGUGUUAUCGUUGGACUCAGAUAUAAAGUUGAUAGACAGGACAGAAACUAUGCAGAGCAUUGACAGCCCCAGUCCAGAUCACGCGCCGCCGCCUAUGAUCAGCUCGGAGUCUAUUUCGACAAAUGGGCAACAGCAACAGCAGUUUUAUCAACAGCAACAACAACAGCAGUAUCACCAGCAUCAACAUCAUCACACAACGAGCAUUAAUGCUCAAAUCAAGAUGGAACAUGACCUCAAUAGAACAGAAGCAAUAUCAACUGAAAACUCAAUAAUGGCCAAUCAAGAUUCUUUCUCAAAAGAUGAACCAAUGCAGUCUCUUACCCCUUUUUCGACUGCCACCAAUACUUCAAGCAUGGCAUUGAGUGGCAGCAAUAAAUCCAGAUCCAGGAAGCUGUCACCUAGUAAGAAGGCUUCAGGAACGACUGAUGAUGAAGACGAGUUUGAGAUGGAUGAGUCCAUCCAAAAAUCCACUAUCAUGAUAAAAAGACUACGAACGAAGUCAGAGAGUAAGAAAGCAGAGCACGAAUAUGGAGUAACAAAAGAUCCAGAGGGGGAUGAGUAUGAGCAGCCUGCACAGAAAAGGCAGCUACAGGAUCAUUGGAAAGGUACUUUUGUAACUCUGAACACCAAUCAGACUUCAUUUCCGACAGACCCACGAGUUUACCAGCAUCUUCCGCCGCCACGAGAGGACGGAGGAUGCAUAAUGUGUUGUCAAACAUAUGAGAGCCCUCAAAAUAAGAUCGUCCUUUGCGAUAACUGCGACCGAGGAUUUCAUCAAGCAUGUUAUUCGCCACCCAUUGAAAAUAAAUAUGUAGAUACAGAUCUCGAGUGGACUUGCUAUGCAUGCAGUCUCCCACUAAGCACGACGAGUUCACAGGGCCUCUCUGCUCUUACAGAGGAUAUGUCCUUAACAGGCCAACAGGUACCACAGGAUAUCAAGGACACCUACCUGCGCUCCCUGUCGAAAUCUAAUUUGGUCAAGCUCAUCGGCAGGAUCGAGGCCACAUCACCCGCGAUCAAACUUUAUCCUUCGCGUCUAUCGUCCCCAACCGUUCCGCAAGCAGACCAAUCGAUAUUUGUCCCAAAAGCAUUCUCAGAAAGCCUCAUUCCCCUUGAUCUCGCUCAAGAACCAGGACAUACCAUGAUCACAAGCCCCUCUUACCAGAGAAUGCAAGGCAUUCAGUCAGACUAUUUUGUAAACUCUCCUUUAUCUAGCAUACAGGCAGUAGCAUCUACAGAUGCCAAUCGUACUCCUGGUGCUGGAAUACCUAAGUCCAUAGGGCCAUUUGUGUUCUCUGGAGUUGCUAAUGUACCACAGAUUACAACAGGAAAUGUCCCAGUUGCCCAGCCCGCAACGACAAACGCCCCCAAACAUAGUGGACGGCAUACACCUGGAGCUGGUCCUGGCCCUGGCCCUGGGAUCAGCGGAGCUUAUCAUUCCGUAAAAGCCCAGGAUCUACCACCGUAUGAAGAGAUGAUUUUCAUGGCUAUUGCUGAUCUGAAGCAAGAGGCGGGGAGUGCACCCAAGGCUAUCCUUGAUUGGGUUCAGGAGCACUUUCCAGUCCCGGAGACAUUUCGCGCUUCGUGUGGACAAGCCAUUUCCAAGGCUGCAAAGAAGGGCCGCCUAUUAAAAGAUGGCGCUUUAUACAAACUUAAACCAGGCUAUACCUAUCCAAGAAGAGUUUCGCGGCACACAGGAUCUACGCGCGCCCGUUCUCAAUCGUACAACUCAGCUCUUCCAUUAGGUGUCCCCCCUAUUGAUAUAACAUUACGCAGUAACCCCAUGGCCCUCCCCUAUGAUCAAAUCAAUACAAUUAUCGAUGCAAAUCUCUAUGGAAUGCUCCCAAGUCCAACUUUCCGGAUGGGCCCUCAAACGCCGGGCACACCAGGGAUUACAGGGAAUAUGGUGAUGGGUGCACCUCCGAGGGUUCAGCAACCGGGGCAAUCUUUUAAAUUUGAGCCAAGGCCCGCGGGAAAUAUUACUCCAGGACCACAAAGAUCGCUUAUUCAGGAUUUGCCUGGAAACAGCACAGAGAAUAAAGAAGCUGGAGUCAGUGCUGGUGGGUUGAUUGGCUUAGGGGUCACGACGAUAACAAGCGCAUUCCCAACUGAAAGUGAUCAAGGAACUGAUACUGAUAAUACACGAAGAUCGUCCAGCAUGUCAUCCGUCUCAUCAGGCACACAGUCUUUCAGCGGUACCUUCCAGGGAGCCGAUAUUACAUCUGCUCGGCCGUUACAGACCGCGCAACGUGCGCAGCAAAUACAACAGACGCAACAGACACCUGCAUGGAUGGUCUCCGCAGGAGCUGCACCAAUGCAAGUUAAUAGCGUGGGCACUAGUGGCUUCGUUGGUACAUCAGGGGUGCAAAUGUCACCAAAUCCUCUUUCAAUUAUGACUAGUGGCCUACAACAGCAUCAGCAACAAGGCAUGUAUCCAGGACACGUCUUUCAGAGUCGCAUUGGAGCUACUGCUGCUUCACCACUCCAAUUUACAUCUUCUUCAUUUUCCAGUUUCGGGCCGAUCACUCUUCCUUCACAACAAACACAUCCCCAAUCACCGCAACCUCAUCCAUCUUUUCCAACUCAGGGGCCAUCGCUUGCACACGGCCAAUUAGCAAUUAGCGCCUCCGCCGCAGCAGCAGGAAUUGGGCCCCAAGGCAUCCAAUCUGGCGCUCCAAUGUAUCCAUCCAUUUUCAUUCCACAAAGUCUCCAACUUAAUGCCUCGCAGCAACACUCGCUCCAACAAGCGCAGCAGCAGCACCCACAGCUCACACAACAGCAGCAACAACAGCUAUUUACAGGAGCAGGAUCUGCACGGUUAUUUGGAUCUAUGUCCCUGCCUGCUUCCCCACAAGACUUGGCGCCUCAAAUACUCUCAUCUCAGAAUUUAUUUAGAGAUGCAGUUAGGAUCCAUUCAGGAAAUAUAAUAGCUGCCAAUGCCAAUCUGCAACCGCAUUCACAACUAUCGCAGCCACUCCAGCCAACACAACAACAACAACAGCAACAACAACAACAACAGCAACAACAACAACAACAGCAACAACAACAACAACAGCAACAACAACAACAACAGCAACAACAACAACAACAGCAACAACAACAACAACAACAACAACAACAACAACAACAACAACAACAACAACAACAACAACAACAACAACAACAACAACAACAACAACAACAACAACAACAACAACAACAACAACAACAACAACAACAACAACAACAACAACAACAACAACAACAGCAGCAGCAACAACAACAGCAACCACCCCAACAAUAA
Molecule: messenger RNA, 3405 nt
Organism: Lobosporangium transversale
Lineage: Eukaryota; Fungi; Mortierellomycota; Mortierellomycetes; Mortierellales; Mortierellaceae
Exons: 8
Coding region: 1-3405 (1134 amino acids)
Biological process (GO): nucleosome assembly
Cellular component (GO): nucleosome
Molecular function (GO): DNA binding
Source: RefSeq, a predicted model, not a curated record